Molecule: messenger RNA, 1488 nt
Organism: Fusarium pseudograminearum CS3096
Lineage: Eukaryota; Fungi; Ascomycota; Sordariomycetes; Hypocreales; Nectriaceae
Exons: 3
Coding region: 1-1488 (495 amino acids)
Biological process (GO): vesicle-mediated transport; protein geranylgeranylation; small GTPase-mediated signal transduction
Cellular component (GO): cytoplasm; nucleus; Rab-protein geranylgeranyltransferase complex
Molecular function (GO): GDP-dissociation inhibitor activity
Source: RefSeq, a predicted model, not a curated record
AUGGAAUCCCUCUCAGACACCCUGUGGGAUGUAGUGAUCAGCGGCACUGGGCUACAACAGUCCCUCCUAGCCCUAGCUUUGUCGCGUUCAGGCAAAAACAUACUUCACGUCGAUCCCAACCCAUUCUAUGGCGGUAGCGAAGCCGCUCUUAGCCUCCAAGAGGCAGACGAAUGGGCGGAGAAGAACCGAUCCGCCGACGCUUCCCAGUUGUUUUCUGCUGCGGAAGCAAAGCGUGACGACGCCUUGGGCUCAGCACGUGCUUACAGUUUGGCUUUCGCGCCUCAGUUGAUACACUCGCGGUCGAAGCUCGUCACCCAGCUCGUUGAUUCGAAAGCGUUUCGCCAGAUCGAGUUUCUCGCUGUCGGCUCUUUUUACAUCUACCAGCCCUCGUCGGAUCCCGCAUCGAUACCCUCCCUCAGCCGGAUACCCUCGACUCGCGAAGAUGUCUUUUCCAACAAGUCCAUCCCUGCUCGGUCCAAGCGGUCCUUGAUGAAGUUCCUCAAGUUUGUGCUUGAUUUCAAUUCGGAACCUCAAAUCGAAACGUGGACUCCGCAUGCCGACGAGGAGCUCGCACAGUUUCUCGUUUCUGAGUUUAAACUCGAUGCGGCUCUUCAGUCCUAUGUUAUCACACUGACUUUGACCCAUGAUGGCAAGAUAUUAGUCAAGGAUGGUUUGACUGCGAUUAACAGACAUCUGACUUCCAUGGGCGUUUUUGGUACUGGCUUUGCUGCAGUCUAUCCCAAAUGGGGUGGCCUGUCAGAGGUAGCUCAAGUGGGCUGCCGAGCAGCUGCUGUUGGCGGCGCAACUUACAUGUUGGGUUCCGGCAUCAAGAGCUUGGAACGCUCCAGCUCUGCUGAAGCCGAAGCUCCCCUUGAGCUUUCGUUCACGAACGAUAUCGAUGUCAAGGCCAAACUGGUGAUUCAAGGCGCCGAUACGAUUGAUCCCAAUAGCCCUCGAAUCAGCAGGCUCACAGUGGUGACAAAGGCGGACUUGUCUUCGCUCUUUGAACUACUUACUGAGGGCGCUCCCGUGCCUGCUGUUGCCGUGGUGGCUUUUCCGACAGGCUCGGUCUCUGAGGGUGAAAAUCCUUCAGAGUUUCCAGUCUACGCAAUGGUACACUCGAGCGACACUGGGGAGUGCCCUUCUGGACAAUAUGUCAUAUACCUCAGUGCCAUUUGUACACCAUCUGCGAAAUCGAUUCUAGAUAAGGCUCUUUCGUCUCUCUUGUCUGCUGUGCCGAAUGGCCAAGACGUGAUUCCACUGCUUUAUAAGCUGUACUAUGAACAGGGCGAUGGAACAAACGCCCUGAGCAUUGACGGAAACAUUGCUACAUUCUCAUCCCCUUCACAAAGCUUGGCAUUCGAUGAUUCUAUCCUCGACUCGGUCCAUGAGGCCUGGAAGUUUGUUAAUGCUGGCUCAGAAGACGGUCUUGAGUACAUGAAGUUUGAGGACCGAGAGGCUGCCUCAAAUGACGAGUUUUACGAAUAG